CGCUGAGCUGCUGCGCCCAAGCCUCCGUUUGAUACGCAAUGACGUUUGAUUCUCCCGCCGCUUGCGUCACGUCGUCACUGAACAGGCAGCCAUAACGAUCCAAGAAGUAAGCGUAGACAUGGAGGCCGUAGGCGGCUAGAUAUUGUAAAGAAGUGUUAGGCCAACACACUUAAGCCACAACGUCUGAGAACUACCUUGUACAAAGACAGAAUCUUCUUAAGACCAAUCCGUUAUCUUUAACUAGACACUUCUGUGGAUAUUGUGGGUGUGCGUCUCUGUGCAGGUGCGCUCCGCGCCGUCACCAUGGCUGCGGACAUGGGCUCCCCGCCGCGGUUCUUCCACAUGCCGCGGUUCCAGCACCAGGCCCCGCGGCAGCUCUUCUACAAGCGGCCCGACUUCGCCCAACAGCAGGCCAUGCAGCAGCUCACCUUCGACGGCAAGCGCAUGAGGAAGGCCGUCAACCGCAAGACCAUCGACUACAACCCCUCCGUCAUCCGCUACCUGGAGAACCGGUUGUGGCAACGAGAUCAUCGUGACUUUCGAGCCAUACAGCCAGACGCCGGCUGCUACAAUGAUCUGGUUCCUCCAAUGGGGAUGCUGUACAAUCCCAUGAACGCCGUCACCACCAAGUUUGUCAGAACAUCCACUAACAAAGUCAAAUGCCCUGUCUUUGUAGUCAGGUGGACACCAGAAGGAAGGCGUUUGGUGACCGGCGCUUCUAGUGGGGAGUUUACCCUGUGGAAUGGACUCACUUUCAAUUUUGAAACUAUUCUUCAGGCCCACGACAGCCCGGUGCGAGCCAUGACCUGGUCCCACAACGACAUGUGGAUGCUGACUGCCGACCACGGGGGCUACGUCAAGUACUGGCAGUCCAACAUGAACAACGUGAAGAUGUUCCAGGCUCACAAGGAGGCGAUUAGAGAGGCCAGUUUCUCACCCACGGAUAAUAAAUUUGCCACUUGCUCCGAUGAUGGAACCGUCCGCAUCUGGGACUUUCUUCGGUGCCACGAAGAGAGGAUACUCCGAGGCCAUGGUGCGGAUGUAAAGUGUGUGGACUGGCACCCCACAAAGGGCCUGGUGGUCUCUGGCAGCAAGGACAGCCAGCAGCCAAUCAAAUUUUGGGACCCCAAGACAGGACAGAGUCUGGCCACUCUGCAUGCCCACAAGAACACAGUGAUGGAAGUCAAGUGGAACCUGAAUGGCAAUUGGCUGCUGACUGCGUCACGUGACCACUUGUGCAAGCUGUUCGACAUCAGGAACUUGAAGGAGGAGCUGCAGGUCUUCAGAGGACACAAAAAGGAGGCCACAGCUGUUGCCUGGCAUCCCGUCCACGAAGGCCUGUUUGCCAGCGGGGGCUCGGACGGAUCCCUCCUCUUCUGGAACGCUGGAGUGGAGAAGGAGGUGGGGGGCAUGGAGAUGGCUCACGAGGGGAUGAUCUGGAGUUUGGCCUGGCACCCCCUGGGACACAUCCUGUGCUCCGGGUCCAACGACCACACCAGUAAAUUCUGGACCCGCAAUCGACCAGGAGACAAGAUGAGGGAUCGAUACAACCUCAACCUGCUACCGGGGAUGUCCGAGGAUGGUGUGGAGUACGAUGACAUGGAGCCCAACAGCCUGGCCGCCAUCCCUGGGAUGGGCAUUCCGGAGCAGCUGAAGGUGGCCAUGGAGCAGGAGCAGAGCGGCAAAGAUGAUGCCGCAGAGGUGGAGAUGACUAUCCCUGGACUGGACUGGGGUAUGGAGGAGGUGAUGCAGAAAGACCAAAAGAAAGUUCCACAGAAGAAGGUUCCCUAUGCCAAACCCAUCCCUGCCCAGUUCCAACAGGCCUGGGCGGAGAACAAGGUGCCCACUCUGCCCCCCGGAGAGGUGCCCAAGGAGAGGACGGACCAGAAGAAGCCGGAUAUGAAGAAGAAGACUCAAGCCGAGAUCGAGCAGGAAAUGGCCGCCCUGCAGUACACCAACCCGCUGUUGCUGGAGCAAUUGAAGAUUGAGCGCAUGGCGCAGAAGCAAUCGGACCAGGGUGCCCCCCCAGCAGGGGCCCCACAGGGGCCGAUGCAGCCGUUUCCGGGCCAGGGGCCCAUGCCCCCGCCCCACCAGGGCUUCCCGCCGCAGUCCCUGCCACCCCAGCAGAUCCCUCACAACAUGCCGCACAUGGGGCCCGGGGGCCUUCCGGCGUCCUUCAUUCCUCAGGGCCAGAUGGGCCCUCCGGGGCCCCAGCUCCACCAGGGCCCCCCUCAGGGUUUCAUGGGGCCCCCGGACAUGCACGGACCCCAGGGCAUGCAGAGGCACCCGGGGCCCCACAGACACAUGGGCUCCCAGGGAAUGCACGGCCCCCCAGGGAUGCCCCCGGCCGGGAGGGGGAUGCCGGGGCCUCCGCCUGGGGGGAUGCCACCAGGGGGCAUGAUGGGGCCCCCGGCUCGAGGAAUGGGACCCAGGGACAAUCAGGGGCCCCCGCCCCAAGGGGGGAUGAUGCACCCGGACACACGAGGCCCUCCACCACAGAGGAACAUGAUGGGCCCUCAGGGGCCCCCCAUGCAAGGGGGGAUGAUGGGACCUCCAAUGCAUGGCCCCCAGGGUCAACAGAACCCACCCAGGACACAUGGAAGCAUGCAGGGUCCUCCAGGCAACAUGCAGGGUCCUCCCGGCAACAUGCAGGGUCCUCCCGGCAACAUGCAGGGUCCUCCUGGCAACAUGCAGGGUCCUCCAGGCAACAUGCAGGGUCCUCCAGGCAACAUGCAGGGACCUCCCGGCAACAUGCAGGGUCCACCAGGCAACAUGCAGGGUCCUCCCGGCAACAUGCAGGGACCUCCCGGCAACAUGCAGGGUCCUCCUGGCAACAUGGGACUUCCCCCAUACAUGCAACAAGGCAAAUCACAGCUCAUGGGUGAAGGAUCCAGGGGACAGUAUAACCAGAUGGGACAGGGUUCAGGGCCACAGGCUAUGAUGCCCGGGAUGGUGCAACAAGGACCCAACGGCAAAGGGGAAGCUCGCGGACCCCCCAACCACCACCUGGGGCCGCCUCCUGACCGGCGGGGCCCGGAGGGGGCCGGGGGCUCAGACCAGGGCUCAGACCGGGGCGGGCAGUACUGGGGAGACUCCAGAGAGGGCCGCCGCGGGCCCCCGGACUACGAGGGCGGGGAAGACCGGUUCCACGGCCGGGGCGAGGAUGCCUGGAGGGGCCCCAUGCAGCAGCGGGUCCCUGGGCAGGAGUACCCGGGGGACGCCAGGGGCCACAGGGGGGGCUCUGCCGGGAAGUGGGAGGACACACGAUUCAGGGGCCGGAGGGAGGACCGGUUUGAAGGUUACGAGGGUCCCGGGGACGAUAUGGACCAGCGACCAAGGGAGCAGAGACGCCCCCCACACCCACGGCAUGGACAGGAUGGAGACGACACGUUUCGGAGGGGCGGGCCCAGCAGGCCAGAGGCUCGAGGCGGCCGUGGGUACACAGACGAGUUUGCGGGGGAAGAGAGCUUCGACCCCGCCGAGGAGACGGGACGGAGCUGGGAGAGCGGCGGGAGAGGGCGAGGCCGCGGAGGGGGGGCGCGAGGAGCAGGGGGAGGCCGGAAAGGGCUUCUCCCCACCCCCGAUGAGUUCCCACCUCCUCAUUAUGAAGGAGGAAGAAACCCGGAGAGCUGGGAGGGAGGGCGCGAUCAGGGACAUGCCCCGCGGGACAGUCCCUCCCCGGCCAGCAGAGAGCGCUCCUCCUCCCUGCAGGGCAUGGACAUGGCCUCCCUGCCGCCACGGAAACGGCCCUGGCACGACGGCCCGGGCACCGCAGACCCCCGCGACCGAGACUCCCCUGGAGCAGGGCCCGACGACAGAGCAGCAGGACGGCCCUCGCACAGGGAGGAGGGGGCGUACGGGCCGGCGCGGGGCGGGCGGGGGGGCUGGGGCCGGGGCGGGGCCCCCGCGGCGGGGGGAGGGGGCGGGAACAUGAGCGGAUCGGGCCCGACGACACGGAGAGGUGCGGCUCGCGGAUCAUCGCGGGGGGGGCGCGCCCGGUAG
Messenger RNA from Conger conger (European conger), 4002 nucleotides. RefSeq names its product WD repeat domain 33 (gene wdr33). Gene Ontology annotation, cellular component: mRNA cleavage and polyadenylation specificity factor complex. Gene Ontology annotation, molecular function: protein binding. The coding region runs from base 304 to 4002 and encodes 1232 amino acids. NCBI's taxonomy places the organism in Eukaryota, Metazoa, Chordata, Actinopteri, Anguilliformes, Congridae. The record is from RefSeq and is a predicted model, not a curated record. The transcript has 23 exons.